Messenger RNA from Crotalus tigris (Tiger rattlesnake), 4117 nucleotides. Its product is annotated as zinc finger protein 883-like. Bases 227 to 2872 code for a protein of 881 amino acids. The record is from RefSeq and is a predicted model, not a curated record. Gene Ontology annotation, cellular component: nucleus. Gene Ontology annotation, molecular function: DNA-binding transcription factor activity, RNA polymerase II-specific; RNA polymerase II cis-regulatory region sequence-specific DNA binding. Gene Ontology annotation, biological process: regulation of transcription by RNA polymerase II. The transcript has 6 exons. NCBI's taxonomy places the organism in Eukaryota, Metazoa, Chordata, Lepidosauria, Squamata, Viperidae.
UAUUGCGCCUGCUCCGCCCCGUCUGCUUGGCUGGGGAGGAGCGGCUGUAUGUAAAAGCUGGCGGCUUCCUUUAGAGCUGAAUGGCUUGAAAAUCAUCUCGGGGGUUCUCUGUGCAACUCCGUCAGUUCUCAGGACUGAAAACAGAUUGGAAAAAAAAACAAAAACCUUUGGAGAUCUGGGAGAUCUACAGGGCGCUUCUGGAUCGUUGUUGGAGAAGAGGCUGGAAAUGGAUGCAACCUACCCAGCCUGGAACGAAAUAGGAAGAGGUCCUUCUGCUGCUCAUCCUAAGAGCUGUGGGGAGGUCUGGGCAGGACCAGGGCAGAAGAUCCUGGAGGAAGCAGGACCAGGGCAGAAGAUCCUGGAGGAAGCCCUCAGUUCUGAGAUGCAGCGUUGGCGCUUCAGGAACAGCCCCUUUCAGAAGACCGAGGGGCCACGAGAACUUUGCAGCCACCUUCACCACCUUUGCUGGGGGUGGUUACAGCCCGAGAAGCACACCAAGGCUCAGAUGUUGGACCGGGUGAUCUUGGAGCAGUUUCUGGCCGUCCUGCCCAGGGAAAUGCAGCGCUGGGUGCGGGAAUGCCGACCAGAGACCAGUUGCCAGGCGGUGGCCCUAGCCGAAGGCUUUUUGUUGACCCAAGCAGAGAACGAGCAAGGAGGACACCAGGUUCUGAGGUCUUUGUUGGAGGUUGGCAUCGACUGUCCUGAAGACGAGGUCCAUCCUGUAAAUCCCUCUCACAGUCCAUGUUUCAGAAGGAUUUCCAAGGAGGAAGGUCAAUGUCAGGCCCCCUCAAUAGAGAACAAAAUGGAGUCACCGUUGUUCAUCAGUUGCUCUCUUUGUACUGGUGGAGCUGAUAAAGCAGCUGGAUCUCCAGCUCAGGGUCCUGUGUCUUUUGAGGAGGUAGCUGUUCAUUUCACCAGUGAAGAAUGGUUGCUGCUGGAUCCCAACCAGAAAGUCUUGCACCAAGAAGUUAUGUUGGAGACAUCUAGGAUUGUGGCCUCUUUAGUUGGUGAUCAGGACACUGAAAAUUACCCAGAGUCAGAUGUGGUGCCAUCACAAAUAAUCAAAAUUGAAAUAGAAGGAGACACAUCUGCAGAUAAGUGUGGAAAAAGGAGAUAUGAGGAAAACCCAUCUUAUAAUUGGAAAGAAAAAUCCAUUCUUGAUUGCACAGAAACGGAUAAUUUCCUGACCCAACAUGAUUGUAAAGAAAGCAGAAUGGGAAAGUGGCAAGGAAGUGGUGAAAUAUUUCAAGCAAAACCCAACUAUAGCAAUCAGUGCAAUAUUGGAAAGACCUUCAGCAAUAACAGUAACAUUACUCCCCAUAAAAUGAUCCAUGCAAGGGAGAAGCCCUAUAAAUGUGUGGACUGUGGAAAGAGCUUUCGGUGGAGAGGUAAUCUAACUACCCAUAAAAAGAUCCAUUCACGGGGAAAACCCUAUAAGUGCAUAGACUGUGGAAAAAGCUUUAGCAUGAACAGUUCCUUUACUUCUCAUAAAAGGAUCCAUACAGGAGAGAAACCCUUUCAGUGCACAGUGUGUGGAAAGAGCUUCAGUUUGAACAGGUGUCUUAUUUCUCAUAAAAGGAUCCAUUCAGGAUUAAAACUUUAUAUAUGUAAUGAAUGUGGGAAAAGUUUUAUUUUAAGCAGCUCCCUUACUAAUCACAUCGGUACCCAUAGCAGAGAGAAACUAUAUCACUGUACUGACUGUGGGAAAAGCUUCAGGUGGAAAAGUCACCUUACUUCCCAUGAAAGGAUGCAUACAGGGGAAAAACCAUAUGAAUGUAAGGACUGUGGAAAAAGUUUCAGUAUGAACAGUUCUCUUACUUCUCAUAAAAAGAUCCAUACAGGAGAGAAACCCUAUCAAUGCAUAUUGUGUGGGAAGAACUUCCGGUUGAAAGGUCAUCUUACUUCUCAUAAAAGGAUGCACACGGGGGAAAAACCCUAUCAAUGCAUGGACUGUGGAAAGAGCUUCAGUAUGAGCAGUUCCCUUACUUCGCAUAAAAGGAUCCAUACAGGAGAGAAACCCUAUCAAUGUUUGGAAUGCGGGAAGAGCUUCAGCAAAAGCAGUAUUCUUAAUUCCCAUAAAAGGAUCCACACAGGAGAGAAACCCUAUAAAUGCCUGGAUUGUGGAAAGAGCUUUAACAACAGGAAUCACCUAACCUCCCAUAAAAGGAUCCACACAGGAGAGAAACCCUUUAAGUGCACAGAGUGUGGAAAGAGCUUCAGUUAUAGUGAUUCCCUUACUUCUCAUAAAAGGAUUCAUACAGGAGAAAAACCCUACAAGUGCAUGGAGUGUGGAAAGUCCUUUAUUCAAAGCAGUCACCUUAAUUCCCAUAACAGAAUGCACACUGGGGAGAAACCAUACAAAUGUAUGGAGUGUGGAAGGAGCUUCAGCAGCAGCAGUUCCCUUAUUUGCCAUAAAAGGAUCCAUUCAGGGUUGAAACCUUAUAUAUGCAAGGAAUGUGGGAAGAGUUUUAUUUCAAGCAGCUCCCUUACUAACCAUAUUGGCAUCCACAUAGCUGAGAAACUGUAUCAAUGUACAGAGUGUGUGAAAAGUUUCAGGUGGAAAAGUCAACUUAUUACCCAUAGGAGAAUACAUACAGGAGAAAAACCCUAUCAGUGCAAGGAUUGUGGGAAAAGUUUCAGUCUGAACAGUUCCCUUACUUCUCAUAAAAGGAUCCAUACGGGAGAGAAACCGUAUAAAUGCAUAGAGUGUGGAAAGAGCUUCAGCAAAAGCUGUAACCUUACCUCCCAUAUAAGGAUCCACACAGGAGAGAAACCCUAUCAAUGUACGGAGUGUGGAAAGAAUUUCAGUUUGAACAGUUCCCUUACUUCUCACAAAAAGAUCCACACAGGAGAAAAAAAAUAUAUACAUUAAUGAUGUGUGGAAAGAACUUAAUGUGAAACAAUCAACUUAUUUUCCCUAAAAGGACCCAUGUGGGAAAGAUGCCUUUAGUGAUUGAAGUAAUUCCUGUGAAAGAAUCCAAUGUGAUAUCAAACACACGCGCUGUACAGUAAGGGCAUAAAAUGCAGAGAACUUAAUCAAGAAUUUUGAACUGAUUUCUCUUAAAAGGCACCAUUGGAAGGAAAUAGGAUGUAAGCAAAGUAGUUUGUGAAGAAUUUCAAAGUUUUUUUUUAUUGUUCCUUUGAGGUAGUUUUUUUGCAGGAUUUUUUUUUGCAAAGUUUUUGGAAGUGGUUUGCCAUUAUUACCAUCACAGGGUUGAGAAAAAGUGACUGGCCUAAGAUACUCCAGCUGGCUUUGUGCCUAAGGUGAGAGUUCCCUUAGCCCCACAUGGGAGAAAUAUGUGUCUGGAAGAGAAAUUAUAGAGCAGGAGUCUUACACUCCAUGAAAGGAGAAACUAUAUAAAAGUAAGAAAUUUAGUAAGAAUUUCAAUACAAGGUGCUCUCUUAUUUCCCAGAAAAAGUUUCCUGCAGGAGAGACAGUACAGUAUGAAUGUAUGAAAUACAGAGAAUCACCUUGUUAAUCUGUCUUACUUCCCAGAAAAGGAUCCACUUUAAGGAUAUAGGAGUACAAGGAUCCUGUGAAAAAAGUUAAGGAAAUCUUCCUUCGUUUGGAGGAUCACCACAGAAAAAAAUGAAUAAAUACAUGGAGAGCUGCCAGGAUAUAUAUCUUAGUUCCAGAGGUAUUACCCUAGUGACUAGUCAGUUAGGUCCAGCUCAUAAGAAUCUGUUAUUAAAUUGCCCCAUUUGUUAUAUCAAAAUCUCUGCCUGGUCAUGUGUGUUUAUCUAGGCGGAAGCAACAUCUGGACCAAGUCUGGGAUCAGGCUCCAGGCUUUGUGGAAAGCUGACAUGUGUAAGCAAAAGCGGGGGAAAACAUUUGUGCACAUUUUAGAUGUAACUACUGAAAACACCUGCCUUUCUUAAACAAGUAGCAAAGUAUUAAAACCUUUUUUUAAAUCAGUGAAAAUCUCUCCCGAAUGUUUAUAGGACUGUUUAGCUAAGGAUCUCUGGUUGCAAAAUCACAUUAAUCCUGCUGAAAACAGACAUGCAGUCAGUACAUUUAUGAUUGCAGCUGUAGCCUCUUUACUUUGAAAAUGGUUUUAUCGAUUCCAGUGUACCAUAUGAGCAAUAUUUUUUUAAUAAAGGAGAAAGUUCAAUUGAA